Styela clava is the source of this 1144-nucleotide messenger RNA. RefSeq lists its product as uncharacterized. Lineage: Eukaryota; Metazoa; Chordata; Ascidiacea; Stolidobranchia; Styelidae. The record is from RefSeq and is a predicted model, not a curated record.
UGAUUCUGAAGCCAGACCAAAGAAACACGCAUAGCAAAUUCAACAUAUGCUUUAUUUCAGUGUUCAAACGCGCCCAUGUGUAUGUUGGUGAUCAAUGUCUUCUCACAUUUCUCACUCCUGUAGUUUGUUUUUGUUUAUGUUUCGUCUGGCAAAAAUUUAUAUCCGAUCAGUCUCAAACCAUAGAUAAUCUCUAGUAUCCAGAACGUUUGUGUUCGGCCAAAUAUGAAUAUAGAGAUUUAACAUCUAACAAUCAAACGGGAUAAAAUUGUAUAUAAAAUUAUCAGUCCAGCGUGGCAGGGAUCACUUUUGCAACGCAAGGUGACAGUGAAGUACGUCCGAGUUCUGCUGGAAGAUUAAAUUCAAGGUGGGAUAACAUGGCAACACUGAGCUACUACGUUCUUCUCAUUUGCUUCGUGGCAACAACAUCAUUUGCGAGUCUUUGUCCUGGAAAUGGAACAUAUGAAGCGUUGGAUCCAACAAAGCUGAGCAAAAUGAGUUAUCCCUUAUACGACGUGAUUGAUAUACCUGCUGCGAUAAGUCAUGUUGAUUGCUGGGAUAUCAAGGAGAUUACUGGAAACAAUGAUGAAAUUGUUCUCACAUUCACCCAACAAGUGGAAGGCCGUCCAGCAGAAGACUCGUUCGACGUGGAUGUAUAUUUUGUACAUAAUGGAGACGGAACGUAUAAGGUCAAUUCUAAAAACAAACAAGAAGUGAUAGAAGCUUCUCAAGAAUCUGUGAAACACAAAGCCGAUGAAAAAAUGCUGCAAGAAGUAGAAGAUGCUCUUCAUAAACUAUAUGCAUCGACUUAUUUCUUCCUGACUGAUUACAAUAAAUAUUUCAUCUUGAGUACAUGUGCUCCAGGAAAUCGUCUAAUCGGACUUGUGAAACACAUAAGAAUGCGUCCUAGCGGUAAAGACGUUGUGGAUAUUUGGAACGAAUAUGCAAAAUAUGGGGAAUCAACAACAGCAGAAUGGGAAGAAUAUUGUACAAGCAGAAAAGAAACAAAGCAAAGCAUUGGGCAAAAAUAAUCUGGUCUUUUUGGGCCCUGUGUAAUUUAUAUUACAGUUAUAUGGAUUCCAGUCAUUGAACGUUUCUCAAUGUUUAAUUUAAUUUGUAUUCAAGUGAUAUAAAAUACAUGAUAAGC